Messenger RNA from Heterobasidion irregulare TC 32-1, 645 nucleotides. RefSeq lists its product as uncharacterized. Gene Ontology annotation, biological process: formation of translation preinitiation complex; translation reinitiation. The transcript has 6 exons. The record is from RefSeq and is a predicted model, not a curated record. The coding region runs from base 1 to 645 and encodes 214 amino acids. Gene Ontology annotation, molecular function: mRNA binding; translation initiation factor activity. Lineage: Eukaryota; Fungi; Basidiomycota; Agaricomycetes; Russulales; Bondarzewiaceae.
AUGUCCGCAGAAGCUACCCAAGAACCACCGCCCGUCAAGCAGCCGACGCCUGCUCUCCAAGUGCUCUACUGCGGCGUGUGCACCUUCCCCCCAGAAUACUGCGAAUUCGGGUCGAGCCUCACCAGGUGCAAGGAGUGGCUCAACGAGAGUCACCCAGAUCUGUACCCAAAGUACUACUCGGAUGAGGCUCUUCAAGCUAAGGUCGGGACGCUGAGCCUCGAGGCUCAGACCAAGCUCGAGAAGGAAACCGCAAAGAAAGAGGCCAAGGCGGAGGCCAAGGCCGACGCGGAGAAGAAGAAGAAACUGGCAUCUCAAGUGGUGAUUAAACGCAUCGAACGGAACAAGCGCAAGUUCGUCACGUCGAUCAACGGGCUGGAGGCAUUCGGCAUUGAUCUCAAGAAAGCGGCCAAGCUCUUCGCGCAGCGCUUCGCGACUGGCGCAUCGGUCACGAAGAAUGCAGCCGGAACGGAUGAAAUCGUGGUGCAGGGCGAUGUCUCUCAAGAGAUAUUCGAUAUGAUCGAUGAAGCCAACGAGGAGAGCAGUGGCGGAGGGAAGGGCGGGAAGAAGGGUCUGGAUGUUUUGAAGGGUGUAGUGAUAGAGAAUGUGGAUAUUGUUGAGGAGAAGAAGAAAAAGAGUAACGAGUAG